Aethina tumida (small hive beetle) is the source of this 1848-nucleotide messenger RNA. RefSeq names its product venom carboxylesterase-6. The record is from RefSeq and is a predicted model, not a curated record. Lineage: Eukaryota; Metazoa; Arthropoda; Insecta; Coleoptera; Nitidulidae. The transcript has 8 exons. Bases 164 to 1813 code for a protein of 549 amino acids.
UAAUUAAAUAUAUUUCGCAGGGAAACCAGUUUGCCGGUGGGAACCUUGGUUCAUCGGUAAAGUUAUUAUUUAUCUGUUAUUCACUGUUUACAUACAAGAUAAGAUAGUUUAAUCCAGUGAUGUCUCUGUUUUGAAGCAGUUAUUAACUGUACGUUGCAAAAAAAUGUUCCGGUUAAUUACAUUAUUUGUUGCAACUCAUGUGGUUAUUGGCCAAAAUUUUGAAAAUGUUAUAACAACAAGACCAGAAGUUAUAACUUCAGUUGGAAAAAUUGCAGGGUAUUUGAAAAUUGCUGCUGAGGGUACCAUUUAUUCAGCAUUUGAAGGUAUACCAUAUGCAAAACCUCCAAUUGGAGACUUAAGAUUUGAGGCACCCCAAGCAGCGGAACCUUGGACGGGAACAUGGAAUGCAACAACCCUCCACGAAUGUAUACAACUUUCCCUAGCUACCUCCAUAACGGGUCAAGAAGACUGUUUGUACCUCAAUGUUUACGUCCCAAGAGAACAACCCUUAAGCAUCGAAACUAUGGACGUCAUCGCUCAUAUUCACGGUGGAGGUUUCAUGACGGGUUCGCCCUUCAGUUACACACUCCCUGAUUACCUUAUGGACAGAAACGUCAUCUUUGUUACUUUCACUUAUCGACUUGGUGUUUUAGGAUUUUUGAGUACGGGAGAUGAAGUAGUACCCGGCAACAACGGGCUAAAAGAUCAGCAAUUGGCGUUAAAAUGGAUCCAAGAGAAUAUCGAAUACUUUGGUGGUAACCCAAAUUCUGUAACACUAACAGGAUUUUCUGCUGGUGCAGCCAGUAGUCACUUACAUUACCUAUCACCAACUUCAAAGGGGCUUUUUAAAAGAGGCGUUUCCCACAGCGGUAGUGCAGUAAAUGCAUGGGCAUUACAAGAAGAUCCUUUGAGUAUGGCUCAAAGCUUGUCUUCAGAGCUUGGAUGCUCAACUGAAAGCAACGUGGAGAUGGUGAAAUGUUUGAAGGAAAGACCUGCUAAGCAAAUUUUAUCAAAAACGAUUAAAGCAGAUAUUAUUCCUUCGCUGCAUUUUGUUCCUGUUGUGGAUGGAGAUUUUCUUCCCAAAUCGGCUAUUGAGAUUCUAAUUAGUGGCGAAGUCCCGGAUAUUCCUUGGAUUUUUUCCAAUACUGCUCAAGAUGGAUUAUUCCCUGGCUUUUUGCUAGCUGAACAUUUGGAGACGCUUGACCAGAACUGGAAUUACGCCUCUAGAGAAUUGUUGCAAUUCCACUCUAAGUAUUCUCAAGAAAAAUGGAACGAAAUUGCUAGUGCCAUUAAAGAACAUUAUUUAGGGAAAAAUACUAAAUUCAGUCUAGACAAAUGGCAAGAUUUCGUUAAACUUAUAACUGAGAGAUUCUUCACAGUGGAUAUUGAAAGAGCAGCUAAGCUUCAAGCUAAACAUUCUAAAAGUUCAGUAUACUACUAUUAUUAUAAUUAUAAGUCCGAUUCUACUUUUAGUGAUUUAGUAGCUCCACAUUUGCCACAAGAACUUAAAGCUAUUGGUCAUGGAGAUGACAUUCUUCAGUUGUACGGAAAUGUUUUGCCAAAUCAUAAAUUAACUGAAGACGAUAUUAAAAUUAAAAAUAUUAUGCUGGAUCUUUUGACAUCUUUCGCCAGUACCAGUAAACCUAAAGUUUCCGGUGUUACUUGGAACCCAACGGAGUCAGAGGAGUUGACUUAUUUAAACAUCACAAGUCCUUAUGAAAUUUCAGUUUUAACUCAAUCCACUAUUUCUCAAAUAGACUUUUGGAAUCAAUAUGAUCCUACAGAAAAAAUUGUCAUGAAAGAUGAAUUGUAAUUUUAGUUUCAAUAUAUAUUUGUUCUUGUUAAUAA